AUUGUGUUGAGCCACAACGCAGCCAAACGGGUUGUACAAACGAUAACCACUGGACUAAUUCCAAGUCUUCACAAUUCCAUUACGACCAUGAGCACGUACGAAAGCUUUCACAAAUUAAAUAAGCUGAAGCGACGUUCCGAACGAGAAGAGGAAGAAAUAUUGCGAGUUCCGAUUGCCUUGGCUAUGGUAAAAUUGCUCCAAAAGCUCCCAGAGGGAAUGUUGGAACAUUCUUUACGUGGCAUUUUCAUCAAAGUCUGCAUGUUUCUCAAGUCACCUCUAAAAUCGGUUCGUUUGUUCACCCGGAACAUUUUGAAAAACAUCAUGCAAAACGUGGGCACCAAAUAUCUUGGCCAAUUGAUGAAUCAAAUGACGUCAAUGUUGACCCGAGGCUUCCAAGUUCACGUUUUGACUGUCACAAUGUACGGAGUCUUGGACGUACUCAAGCAUAACUUUAAAGCAGGUGAAAUCGACGCUGUCCUGCAGAGUAUCUUGAGCGUUUGUCUUGAAGACAUUUUUGGACAAACCAGUGAAGAAAAGGAAGUUAAAAAAAUUGCUGGUCAUACUCCGGAGGCGAAGCCAAGUAACUGCAGUUUUCAGUCACUAAAUAUUGCUGCCGUCAACAUUAGCGAGUCAUGUAUGCUGGAUCUGUUGGUUCCACUAAAGAAUUACCUGUUGAAAUCACAGUCGAAAAAAGUGGUUACAAAAGUUCAAAGCUGUUGCCAAACGAUUGCUGCUGGCUUGGUGCAAAAUAAAAACAUUUCGUUGGAAUCACUGCUGAUGUUCAUCUACGGCACAGCAUCAGAAAGUAUCCCGGAUUUACUGCCAGGUCCAGCUAAACCAGUUCUCACGCAGUCUGAAAAAGAGAAGCAAAGCCGCAUCCGAACUGAUUGUCUCUUACUACCGGAACAACCUCGUGGACGAACAGGUGCUGUAACGAAAGCUGUUGUGACGAAUGUACGAGCCAACGCCCAUGUUAUGAUUGAAUUUGGCUUAUCGAUGCUGCAGAUAAUUUUGAAGCGUAGGAAAAUUAUGAAAAUCAAGUACGAGCCGUUUAUAAAUCCGAUUAUACCCGUAUUAUUGGACUCGUUGAACAGUGCACACAUUCUCGUCACGAUUUACUCGUUGAAGUGCUUAACCGAAAUGUGGAACAAGACAAUGGAAUUGCAGAAACUGAACGAGUUGACACCAGCAAUUGUACAAGUUAUUUUCCAAAUUUUACACAAAUAUGCUACGCCCGGCAUGGCAACUGUAAACGAAAACUUUCGCUUGAUUAAAAAUGCUUUUGGAGCAAUGGUCGCCGUUAUUCGUAACAAUCAACAUUUCACCGUCACGGAGGAUCAGCUCAGAACGCUACUGGUGUACAUCGAUCAAAACAUUGGCGAUUCGUCGAGUCAGGUACAUGGCUUUACAAUGUUAAAGGUGGUGCUCGACAGACAGCUAGUUGUGGCUGAAAUUCACGAUAUCAUGCGAAGGAUAAGCGAAAUGGCAAUCACGUCGGAAUCGACAAUUACGAGAACAGAGGCUAAACGUUUGCUGAUCAACUAUUUAAUGAAUUAUCCGCUUGGCAAAAAGAUUGACGGAUAUUUCAACUUAUUCGUGUCAAAUCUAAACUACGAGACUAUGACUGGGCGAGAUGCAGCGAUUCAAAUACUACUCAAGAUAGUCAAUCGAUUUCCGCAAGACAUCGUGAACAAGAAAUCAUCUUUCCUGUUCGUUUGGCUCGGAACCAGAUUGGUCAACGAUGAGGCGCCGGAAUGCCGACAAUCUGCAGCCGCUUGCAUUGAGUCAUUAAUUGCAAAAUGUGAUGAAGUGCAUCAGGAUCAAUUGUUUGGCGUUGUGUUGGAAAUGUUGGGAGACAGUAAAAAUGCGCAUAUAGAAUUAGCGGCGAUGCUCUGCUCCCGGUUUAUUGCCGUUGAAAAGGCCAAGUUCGUUAAACGAAUCGAACAAGUGCUACCUCUGUUAAUAGACACUCUGCCGUUGUCUAAACAUAAAGGACCCGGUCAAUAUGUGCUGUUGCGUAAUGCUGAUAAAAUUGAAUCGGACGAUGAACUCGAUGAAAACAAGGCUGAACUUAAGCAGAGUCAACGUGAACGUUCCAAAGAUCAUCAAAUUAUCCAGGUGACCAACACGAUAUUGAAAAUUUUGGAAAGUUAUCAGAGCAGCAUGCCCGGUUUCGCCGAAUGUAUCGACCAAUUGGCAUACGAAUCGCAGCAGUUGUUGGCAUACGAACAUGUUUGGGUUCGGAUAAAUGCUGCCAAAAUUUUAGGUUUCAUUCUCGGCCAAAUCGAUGUGGCACAACUGAAAUUGGCAUUUUCGACCGAUAAUACAGAAGAACCAGAUCAACACUAUUUGUUCAAAAAUCCAUCCGCUGAAUUGAAGUCCUUAUGUUUGGAUUUAUGUGCGCAAUUGGUUCCUGAAGCAACAGACGAAGAUAUGGCUGAUGAGGCAGUGAAAAAUCUACUGUAUGUGGCAAAUAUGAUCAAGGACAUUUCACUGGAAAAGCAGGACGCAGUCGAAAACAAAACUAUUAAUCUGUAUUGGUUGAUGCGACGAAUGCGCUAUGUAGUACAUGCAGAAGUGGCAAAAACACCGCAUAUCACCGUUCUGAGAACUGCUGUCUUCCAUUGGAUCGAAGGUUUAAUUGAACUAUUACCAGAAAAUACGCUCAACGAACUAUCCAGCAGUUUGAUGGCUCCGCUGGUUCGUGAAAUGUCCGAAGAAGACAAAAACAUUGAUCCGAAAAUGAGACAAUUGGCACUGAAAGUCGGAAACAGUCUUAAGCAAAAGAUAGGCGAUGCUCAGUACCAGUUGUUGAAGACGCGCAUACUAACGAAAUUGAUGCUUCGAAGAGCUGAACGAAAGAAGCUUAAUGCUCAAAUAAAAGUUGACGAUCCAGUCAGAGCAAGUCUUCGGAAAAUAGGUGAAAGGACCAGAAAGAAGGAGGCGAAAAAACGUAAAAUGGAUGUACUGAAGGGUCGUGCUCUUCCAAAGAAGAAGAAGAAGAGAAAUUUGGGCGAAGAUGAUGAUUUGUUUUAAUUUGUUUAGAAAUUAUAUUUUACUGAAGACAGGUAAUUCGAAA
Molecule: messenger RNA, 3079 nt
Organism: Bradysia coprophila
Lineage: Eukaryota; Metazoa; Arthropoda; Insecta; Diptera; Sciaridae
Product: small subunit processome component 20 homolog
Cellular component (GO): small-subunit processome; nucleolus; 90S preribosome
Source: RefSeq, a predicted model, not a curated record